AUGGCAGACACGAUCGAUCUUCAAAAUCAGAGUGCUCCUUCUGCGAAAGAUCAUACACGUCAACCAGCUCGCCCAGGUCCACUAGGUGAAGGGCCGCCAGCUCCUCACCAAGCAGAUGCGCUCAAACACGUUGAGCAAGAAUUGUCGGAACAGCAUGGUCGCAGCCCUCGAGCUUCCCAAGAUCUUUCGGGUAAGGAGCUGCAACUGCUACAUGAAGACGGUGAUGGAUACGGUAGCACCGAUGGCAUCGGCCAGGACUCAAACAACCUGUUGCGCAACGCAGGAGCAAAUGGAACAGCGGAGGAGGACGUCGGAGACACAGACGGAGACGAGGGCAUGGACGAUGAUUUAAUGGACAAAAUCUCCAGCUCUCCGUCAAUUGGCGACGAUGGUGGGUAUCAUUUACCUUUACCGUGGCCCAGCAGGGUCGCUUCCCUUCGUUCGAAUUCUUCCCCCCCAGAGAAUACACCAUCGCCAAAACCCCCAUUGGACGAUUUCUCUUCUUCUCCCUUUUCCGAGACACCUACCCAUUUUCCUCUUUCGUUCCCGCGAAAAGACCACGAUCAAACCCCGUCCAAGGAUCAUCAUCAGAAAGGUGGGUAUACCAAGGAUCGAGAGACGCUUUUUGCCGUGGACGAGCUGGAUGCCGAGAGUCAUGACCGCCUAAGACCUCUAAUCAGCGAACGGCGGGACACCCGGUUUCAAGAGGAUUUUGAAGAUAUGGAAGACUCCUACGAAGUGGACUUCGACCCUAACGAUUUUAACCACUUUCUGCUCCCGGCAAACGAUCCUCUCCUGGACAACAGCUUUGAUGAUGCGCCAUUGUCGCCUUCUUCGACUGCCUCAAAUGCCUCGACUCGCUCUUCCUCGCCAGAAUCUGCCACCUCUUGGGACGACAAGACACCGGAUACAAAAGAUGAUGAUACCGAAGAUAUUUCCUUUCUCGAUGACCCCCGUUUUAUCGACUCAGGAUGGGGCGGAGAGUGCUUACGAGAAACAGAGGACAUUGAUUUCGAGUUCGUGUACGCGCUACAUACAUUCGUCGCAACGGUCGAAGGCCAAGCGAACGCUACGAAGGGUGACACCAUGGUGCUGCUCGAUGACAGCAACAGCUACUGGUGGCUCGUACGGGUCGUUAAGGAUAGUAGCAUUGGCUAUCUACCUGCGGAGCACAUCGAAACACCUUUGGAGCGUUUGGCGAGGCUAAACAAGCAUAGAAAUCUCGAUCUAGCUUCAACGAUGCUUGGCGACGAGGAAGACAAAAGGGCAGGAAACCCUCUGAACCCUCUGAAAAAGGCCAUGAAAAGGCGCAAUGCAAAGACCGUUCAAUUCACAGCACCAUCUUACGUGGAGCCGUCGGAUGUCGAAUAUUCCUCUGACGAGGAGGAGGGCAAUGGAGAGUAUGGAGCCCAGGAACAGGAUAGCACCGCUGCCCAGAGCAAUGACCAGUCACAUCAAGUCGACGAAGGCGUGGUAGAGCCACUCAAACCUAGAAGUCAAGAUCGAGAUGUCAGGCAGAAUGGAGAUCCCUUGGUAGCUCAAAGUCUUAGCAGUGGCGGAAUUGACCAAGGUAACCCUCCAGAUGCAGCUCGAACGAGUGAUGAGAUAUUCGACGGAGGUGAACCUAGCCAGUUGGAAUCUCAUCGAUACCUUUGGCUGACCACUACAGAUAAUGGUACUGCCGUUACAUCAAGGAAAGGGACCGUGCGCAACACUGAUUCUUUCUUCAAAGACGAUGGGGUGGAAACCCGAAAGAUCAAUCUUACGCCCAGUCUCUUGCGGGAUGAUUCCAAUGGGUCCGUGUUGAAAUCAAACGAAUCCAAAGACCUCAAGACCAGAGCAAGUCUCGAUUCUCUCGAGAAAGAACCCCCUCCCGAAAAAGGCAAGGAAGACAAGAAGCGGAAAGAGAAGAGAGGCAUGCUGGGUGGCAUGUUUAAACGAAGAGACAAGAAAGGCAAAACUGACGACAAGGAACUUGAAGAGAGCAAGAAAUCAUCGAACGAACUGGCAAGGCAGGCAUUGUCACCCCCGUCGAGGUUGUCGCCACAGCCAAAAGAAUCGAUGGAAUCAUUGACCCAGGACCCACAAGCUGCCAAAGCUACUUCACCACAGCAGAGGCAAACCGGCAAGUUACAGAAGACUCCGCCCGCGAAAUUGUCUCCCAAAUCAUCGUACUCCCAAAGAGAAGCAACCAACCAGAGACCGACUAUCACAGAACAGCAGAACACUUUCACUCCAGAACCGAGCCGGGCGCCGCCCGCUUUCUCCGAGCCGAAUGGAUCUAUGCGCAUGGUCCAGACGGAGCCAGAAUUGGUACCAGAGGACAGGGGUCCAGCUUUGGAUUUCAACCCUCCAGUGACCACACGUGAAGAACCUAUGCAUUUAGGGUCACCAAGAGAUGCGAGGCGUGGCAUGUUUUCGCCCGUCAGAGAUGAGGAACCAGUGCAGUCAGGAUCCCCGAGAGAUGCUUCGCGUGGGAUGUUCUUGCCUGGCAGGAACGAGGAACCAUUUCAAUCAGGGUCACCAAGAGAUGCCUCGCGUGGGAUGUUCUCGCCUGUUAGAGACGAGGAACUAAUCCAACCAGGUUCACCAAAAGACAUCAGACGUGGGAUGUUCUCGCUUGUCCGAGACGAAGAAUCUAUGCAAUCGGAUUCGCCAAAGGACGCCAGACGCGGAAUGUUCUCACCUAUCAAGGACGUCCUCAAAUCCGCCCCUACGGACCCAAAACCCGAGAAAGUCAGGAAAGCCAAGCACCGCAUGCACAUGGACGACUUCGACUCUUCCUCCGAAGACGAAGAGGCUGAAACCUUCUCCGAACGUCCGUCGUAUGAGGAACCAGACUCUCACCUUGCUAUCGCCCAAGACGCUCAACAUGGAAACCACGAACCCCGAGCUCCUACAAUUCCCCACGCCGAACCACCCCGGGAAGCAGCCCGAGAACGGCUGUCCGAAUCUCCCAUUGAAGUUUUACCUCCUCAAGAACACGACCGCAACCCUCAGCCUCCUCAACUCAUGGUGGACACUUCCUCGCAAGAGGACCCAUCCACCUCUCCCGUAUCUCCUCUCUCGUCACCCGAACUCAUCGAAGCACCUAACGAGAAUGCCGCCCGUGAAGAGACCCCAGCGUCCACUGCGCAGUCAUCGACGCCUACCUGGAGCGAUGCUAGUCUGAGAGCCUAUCUGGAGGAUGAUAGCGAUAUCAGAGACUUACUUGUCGUGGUUCACGAUAAAAGCCAGAUUAAGCCAGUUGGCCGGGAUCAUCCCGUGGUGAAGAAGCUCUUCAAAGAAGAAAAUAGGAAGCUGGGAGAAAUUUCAAACCGACUUGACGGAUUGCUGGGCGACUAUUUGGCGCGAAAACAGCAACGGACGGCGGUACGGUGA
Letharia lupina is the source of this 3381-nucleotide messenger RNA. RefSeq lists its product as uncharacterized. Gene Ontology annotation, biological process: establishment or maintenance of actin cytoskeleton polarity. The coding region runs from base 1 to 3381 and encodes 1126 amino acids. Gene Ontology annotation, molecular function: protein binding. NCBI's taxonomy places the organism in Eukaryota, Fungi, Ascomycota, Lecanoromycetes, Lecanorales, Parmeliaceae. Gene Ontology annotation, cellular component: microtubule cytoskeleton; cell tip. The transcript is spliced from 4 exons. The record is from RefSeq and is a predicted model, not a curated record.